AACAUACAUUGCACACCUUCUUUUUAUCCCAAAAGUUCUAUCUUGUAACUCGGUUACUAUAAUAAGGAUAGAUAGUAAACUUUUAGGAAAGCGUAAAAAUUUACGUGACUAGAAAGUGAUAUCCGUCAUUGCCAUUUUUACCCUUAUUUAAAAAAAAAAAAUCUCGAUCUUGUUCUAACAUAUUGAAGCCAGAGCAGCUGGCAGUGCCACCACAAUUCCUGACGAGAGGAAGACGUUUGUUAGGCUAGUGAGGAAUUGUGCAGCGGAUCUGAUUCCGUCUCCUCUGACAACCAUAACCCCGACACGAAGGAGGCGGCGUCAUGGCUCCUCCCAAAUCCAAAUAAUUUCAAAGGGAUGGAUCGGGAAGAAUCAGAAUACUUGUUUGGCGGCGGAGAUCAGAAGCCCCACCGCCGCAAUCACCACCACAACCAACAAGACACUGAUGAGGUGGUGCCAGAGCAGAAAAAGAGUUGUACCGCCCUCGUACCCCGCCCAAUAGAUGGAAUUCCGGCGUAUGAAAUCGACUUCGCCAGCGGAAAAUCGAAGCAGCCUUUCAUGUACCACUUUGCUUCUCAAUCAAUUUCUCACCGUCGAAGCCACGAUGGUGCCAGGGUGAAUAAUUUGAACCUCGAUUCCCUGCAGGUCAAAUCAGGCGGAAAACUUCAGCGGUGAGAGCUACCAGGAGCGGCGUGUCUCACCCGGUAGCCCAGCUCGUAAGGGACAAUCCACCUCCCGGUCCGCAACCACAAGACACAAGAGAUGGCUCAAUUUCCGACGAUGCUGAGCGACGGCCCCCAAUGGAGGCAUGUGUUUAUGGGCCCACUUAGAAAUGAACAGUGCAUAAAGUGGGGAAUGCUUU
Messenger RNA from Cuscuta campestris, 859 nucleotides. The record is from the annotation of a GenBank genome assembly. Lineage: Eukaryota; Viridiplantae; Streptophyta; Magnoliopsida; Solanales; Convolvulaceae.